Molecule: messenger RNA, 855 nt
Organism: Colletotrichum graminicola M1.001
Lineage: Eukaryota; Fungi; Ascomycota; Sordariomycetes; Glomerellales; Glomerellaceae
Product: CFEM domain-containing protein
Exons: 3
Coding region: 1-855 (284 amino acids)
Source: RefSeq, a predicted model, not a curated record
AUGGCUCAUUAUGUGCCAGUUUUCCUCAAGGCGUUUGGAGUCGAUAUUUGGUGGAGCGAUCCUGUAACCCUUACCUGGGCUUUGAAACUUUUCUACAUCGAUUCUUGUCUAUACCUCCUUAUUUUAGGACUCGCAAGGGCUUCGGUCCUGUGCUUCUACAUACGACUCUUUCCUCAUGAGCGCUUUUGUCGCCUAUGCUACGCACUAUUAACCAUCAUCGCCAUAAGCACCAUUUUGUUCACAGUUCUGUCCAUGGUUCAGUGCGUGCCAAUUUCGUACAACUGGGAGGGUUGGAAAGGAGACUUUGGGCUGGCGAAGUGCCUAAACCUCAACCUUCUAUCUUGGAGCACGAGCGCCAUCGGUAUCGCGUUCGACACAACCAUCUUGGUCAUACCUUUGCCGUUGGUUGUCAAGAUCAGGUCAACACCGCGGCGCAAGUUCUACAUCAUAUCAAUGUUCAGCCUGGGCAUCAUGAACAUCAUCUCGAGUUCCAUACGUCUUCGUUACAAUAUUAUGUACGGAGACUCGGUUAACAUAACCUGGGACUACGUGGACCUCAUAAUCUGGACGGGCAUCGAAGUGGCAACAAGCAUCGCCGUGACAAGUCUUCCGUCGAUUCGUCUGAUGCUGCACAGAAUCUCCCCCGGCGUGUUCGGAAAGUUUUUUGCGUUCGGCGGCCACGUGGAACAGGACCGCGAACAGUACUUGAGGACACGUGAGGUACAGAACCUCGACGUGGAGGAGUUGAAGGCCAAAGGCAUCACGGCGAACUCGGAUCGCUCUAGACGAGAACAUGAAGACGCCAACUAUACCAGCUCGGACCGAAGCGAGUCGCAUACUAGCCAGCAUCAUUAG